AGUGGUACCUUUUUAAGGCCUCUUUUCCUUUUAACCACCACCUUGCUGGCUGCCAAAAGAAAUGGCGAAUCGCACCCAGUUCUACUUUUACGCGCCCACAUGGGACAUUCCUGCUGAAGGCCCCAUCAAGAUUGGCAACGUCCUCAGGUCGAUCGAGAACCCGGAGACGCCGCUGGCAACGGUGGUGCCGCCGUCCACCACCCCGAUUACAAAAACGGACGUGGUCAUCUCGCACGCCGAUCUCCGGCAGGGUCGCCUCACCAUCCUAACGAAAUUCCUUGAAGUCCUGAAGCUCGGCGGCGGUGUCCGCUAUAGUAACAACGCCGAGGCCCUCCACUCGUACGAGCAACUCGUAACCACGCAGUUCUUCCCCGACGAGGACUACCUGCAACAGUGCCUCGACGCGCCGCGCGUGAAGCGGUACCUCGAGCUCUCCCGCUGCAAAAAGCCCGUCUACGUCAUCACGGGCCUCAAGACCGUCUACGGCGCCAGCGCGGAAUCGCGCGCGUCCCGCGGCCGCGGCGGCCAUCUCGAAGGCGGGGUCGACCCCACGCUCCUGAGCGGGGGCGCGGCGCCGGCGGCGGUGGAGGUGGCUGCCGACCUGAGCAGGGACAAAAGCACCGGGGUGGCCUGGGGCGGCAGCGAGCCCUUUGUUCUCGCCUUUAGGGUCCGGAGGGUCUACGCGCACAAGGACACGGGCGAGGUCCGCAAGCAGGAAGACUACAAGCGUGGCGCCUUGCUGGGGAACGAAACUGGAGGGGGAGUCGUGCAUGGGCCCGGCUUUCUCGUCUCCAAGAUGGACGACCCCGAGGACGAAGGCGAAGACAGUUUCGGCGUGACCGAGGGUGAUACUGAGGUGGUCUGCGCCUUUUCCAAAAAGUCCCCUGAGUGAGCGGCCGCGACUUGCAAAAUGCCUGGCGAAGGAGAACUUCAAUCCGAUUACAGUCCAGGGCUGUUUCCAGCCUCCUCUCAUUCCUGCUCCAUUGGUCUUAUCACCUCGAGAGCAGUGCCCUAAGGUUCCUGUGCACCUCGUCCUCGUCCCCGCCAAAGAAAUUAUGAGAGUGCCUGCUGAAAUGCACGCUGUCGUAGCGGUCCGUCUUCGGUCCCCUGACUCUCGUGCUGUCCUGCGCGAUGGUUUCGAAUACCCUCUUCAUCUUAUCCUUGUCCUUCAUUCUCUCGGCCUUUUCCUUGCCUAGAUGAGCCCGCGCAUACCG
Gaeumannomyces tritici R3-111a-1 is the source of this 1214-nucleotide messenger RNA. RefSeq lists its product as hypothetical. The transcript has 2 exons. The coding region runs from base 62 to 892 and encodes 276 amino acids. Lineage: Eukaryota; Fungi; Ascomycota; Sordariomycetes; Magnaporthales; Magnaporthaceae. The record is from RefSeq and is a predicted model, not a curated record.